This is a messenger RNA of Tachyglossus aculeatus (Australian echidna), 717 nucleotides long. Its product is annotated as olfactory receptor 14A2-like. Gene Ontology annotation, biological process: G protein-coupled receptor signaling pathway. The transcript is spliced from 4 exons. Gene Ontology annotation, molecular function: odorant binding; olfactory receptor activity. Gene Ontology annotation, cellular component: membrane. NCBI's taxonomy places the organism in Eukaryota, Metazoa, Chordata, Mammalia, Monotremata, Tachyglossidae. The coding region runs from base 1 to 717 and encodes 238 amino acids. The record is from RefSeq and is a predicted model, not a curated record.
AUGGAUGAGGCGGCGAGCUCUCGCCAUGCGCUUUCCCACUCGGGAGGAAUCUACUUGUGUUCCCCAUUCGCAGCGGGGCACCUGGGUGCCACCAACGAGCAUUCGCCGAGACAAUACAAGAACGUGUGGACGGUGCCCCAGAACACUGGGGUCAUCGUCCGGACACAAACGUCAACCAUCCAAAUGCACCUGUCCGUCCUCGACCUCUGUCUCAACUGCCCCAAGUCCAUCUACAACUCCCUGAGCAAUAAGAACCCCAUUUUCUUCCUAGACUGCAUCGCUCAGCUUUUUCCUGUGCAUCUUGUUUAUGGGUCCAACGUUGUCCCACAGUUCUUCUCUGACGUCUCCACUCUGCUGAAGAUCUCCUGCUCCCAGGACCAAGUUGCCACGCAUGUGAACAUGUCCACUGCGGUAGCGUUAGCUGUCGUCUGCUUCAUGGUCAUCAUCGACUCGUACCUCCGCAUUUUCUGGGCCUUACUGAAGAUUACGGCCACUGAGUGCCAGGCCAAAGCCUUCUUCACCUGCCUGCUUCAACUCACCGUCUUCGUUGCUUUUUUCUAUACCUGGACUUUCGCCUAUCUCAAACCUCCCUCGGACUGCCCCUCAACGCUGGACCUACUGACAUCCGUGCUCUACACUGUGGUGCCCCCCGCCCACAACCCCCUUAUCUACAGUCUGAAGAAUAAAGAUAUGAAAACUGCCCUCGGGAGGUCCUAA